Messenger RNA from Moesziomyces aphidis, 450 nucleotides. The record is from the annotation of a GenBank genome assembly. Lineage: Eukaryota; Fungi; Basidiomycota; Ustilaginomycetes; Ustilaginales; Ustilaginaceae.
AUGGUCUUUCUGAUGACUCUGAAGCGCGUUCUUGCGGUCGCCCUGCUGGUUUGCGCCGCAGCCAACGUGGCCAAGGCAACCGUUCUGCCAGACGCCGAAGUCAUCUGGCGACCAGGUGUCGACGUCGGCAACGCGAUCUACGAUCUCGCCGAAAGACUCGUGAACCGAGCUCGAAGUCACCCAGACAUCUUUGCCGCACCUCCUCGAGACGCUGUAGUUGCGUUCUUCAACUCCAUGGAGCGCCAGGGCCGUACGCGGGAACAAUUCGACAUCGUGGGCAGGGACUGGAACCAGUGGUUCCACACUUAUCGUCGCCGUGUCAUCGCCACUCACGCACGAGCAGGCGAAACGUGGGCACAGGGAGAUCAACUGCAGCAGCACCUUCAUACUUGGGCUCAACGCACCGCUCGACAGCUAGGCAUUCCCCACAACGGCCCGAGGCGGGGCUAA